Molecule: messenger RNA, 1431 nt
Organism: Cinclus cinclus
Lineage: Eukaryota; Metazoa; Chordata; Aves; Passeriformes; Cinclidae
Gene: SPATA6
Product: spermatogenesis associated 6
Exons: 13
Coding region: 1-1431 (476 amino acids)
Biological process (GO): motile cilium assembly; spermatogenesis
Molecular function (GO): myosin light chain binding
Source: RefSeq, a predicted model, not a curated record
AUGCCGCGGAAAGCGCUGCGCUGCGGCCUGCAGCUGGAGCUCCGCUCGAUCACUUGUCCUGGAGUGCUGCUGAAAGACAAACAGGAGCUUUAUCUCAAUGUUUUUGUACUUGGGCAGUACAGCAAAACUGAAUGUGUCCCUGCAGUGUUCCCACUCUUCUUUCAAGAAAGACUAGUAUUUGAAAAGGAAUUUGCUAAUAUAGUUGAUCCUGGAGACCUUGUGAAGUUGCUGGAGUUUGACACAGCAGUACUUGAACUAAUACAGCUCGUUCCUCCAGUGGGAAAAGUUCUAGCUACAUAUGAAGAAAAUACAAGAGAUUUCCUGUUCCCUGACCCUAAGCUUACCCAUGGGCACCGUGGUUUGGAGCGUGAGAUUUUAAUGAAGAGGUCCCCGUCUUUCACAGGAAUUGCACCAAAAUUGAGAUUUUCUACAAUCUCCAUUAUUUCAGACAGUCUGUUAAGCUUAGGAAGGAGUCACAUACAGGCUGAUACAAACUGGGUGCUUCACUCAACCCUAAAUGGAAAAAUGCACUCAAAGCUCCCAAAGAAAAGCCCUCGUCCAGCUGAGAAGGGCAGGCAGAGCUCGGCACUGAAGAGCUACGAGCAGCCCACCAUCGCCUCCAAGUCGCGCUCCCCGUCCCCGUACACCAGGCGCCGCAUGUGUGAGCUCUCGGAGGAGGCCAGGCAGAGACUGGCCCACCUGAACCUGGGACCUCACGAGUUCAGGAGAGACACUGACAAACCUCCCUUUGUCAUCAGACGGGUUGGACAACCAAGUCCUGGUGCUAAACUUCAUCCCUGGUGUUCCCUGCGAGAAAGCACAGCAGAAGCUGGGCCCAAGAUACCCCAUGAUCCUUCUCCUCUUGACAGUUACAGACCCAAGAAAACUGAAGCAAAAUCUCCCAGUGGAAAAGUCUUGGACAGUUCUGCUGUUUGCAUGGAGGAUGUGAGCCCAGAGCCACCCAAGAGAGAGUCCCAUUCUGCUGCUUCUUUGGAGCAUUCAGCACCUCCAGCAGCUCAGGAGCCUUCUCCAAGAAGAACUUCUCCGAGUUCUGUGCUGAAUCGAUCUUCUCUGAGAGAAAGAUUUAGCAUUGGUUGGCCUUCACCAGCAAAUGGAGAUGAGAUCCAUAAAAGAGUGAGAAAUAUUUUAAGGACACACAGUGCUAGACAGCGCCUAAUAUUUGACGAUUUGCCUCAGACAAGAGAACCUUCAGAUAAUGUGCCCUUAACCAUGAGUGAGCUGCGGAGCAGUACUCGAGUGCAGCAGAACACUCCUGUUCAUUUGGAUAAUGGUGAAUGUUGGUCUGGUCCUGCAGCUGUAUACAAAGAGAAGCCUCACAGAGCAAUCUUGGAGGAGACGCUCGCAAAAAUAUAUAGAAACAUGUACCAAAGAACUGCAGGUGCUGUCUCAGAGCACAAAACACAUUCCUGA